AUGGCUUCUUGGUUUCGCCCCGAAAAAAAAGACGACCAAAAACAUCUUCCUCCUCCGCAACUGAAAUCAAGAAUACCAGUCAGAAUGACUCGCCUAUGCAGUGGGAAUGUCAGAAGUUCAUCUUCAAGGGACAAAGCAGAUAAAAAAGUGCGUCUGCAAAAAGAUUUAGAGAGCAAAGUUCAAAGUAAGCGGUUAUCGCGGAUUCCGAUUGCGGUGAAUGGGAGGAAGACCAAAGUUGAAUCAAAAGAUAAUCUACCCAUCAAUUUCAAAACUAUUCAAGGAGGAAAACCUCUUGAAAGAGAUUCAGGUAUGUUUGUUUCUCAGCAGUUAGCCAGUAUCAAUUUUUUCACCGAAGUAAUAUAUCGAAAAGAGAUAGAACGGUUUCAGGCGAACGGCUAGAAUUACCAUAUUGUCUGUAUCAUAACAUACGCUGUAGGUAAAAGAAGCAGCAACUGAGAUAAAUUGACGGAAACCACGUUGUACAGCCAUCAGCCAUCUUGUUUAUUUCAAGCCACUUAGUCGAUGCUCGUUUGCUCAAACUGGAGGCAAUUUUCUGUAGAGACAGCCUCAUAACAUUUGCUAAAGAAAUGAAAAGCUUGCACCUAAUUUUUCUUAGGGGGAGCUAAUUGGUAAUCUUGAUUUGAUCACAGGUAUUAAAUUGCGAGAAACUCAAGGCAAACAAGACAAGAAAACGGCAAGUGCCAUUCCUUUAACAACAGAUAAACAAAGCAGUUAUAGGCGCGCUCAGAAAACCACACCAAUUGUCAGGCGACGUGUACCCCGACAGCUUACACCAACAGAGACAAAGUCGGAACAGGUAAAUCUGGGAAGAAAAUGUCAUUUCAGUAAAUACCUGAGGUGAAGUAUUUCACAGUGACAACUGUCUCUUUUAGAGGGUCUAGAACUUAAUUAAUAUCGUGAUUAGCCUAUGUUUCACAUCUACGUGAAUUAGGAAUGUUAGGUUUAUGAGGGAUAUCCACAAAUAUAACAGCUGCUACGAAAACAACGCAUUUUGUGCUUAAAUAAUCAGGUAUGCAAGGAUGAGAAAGAAUCACGAGAAGAAAGCUCAGCUAGAGAGAAAUCAUCUGCAGCCAGGGCGGAAGAGGUCACGCCAAAUGUCACCACAGCUAAGCGAAGCAGUUACAAGCGCGCUCAGAAAACGACGCCAAUUGUUAGGCGACGUGUACCAAGACAGCUUACACCAACAGAGACAGAGUCGGAACAGGUAAAUCUGGGAAGAAAAUGUCAUUUCCGCAAAUACCUGAGGUGAAGUAUUUCACAGUGACAACUGUCUCUUUUGGAGGGUCUGGAACUUAAUUAAUAUCGUGAUUAGCCUUUGUUUCACAUCUUCGCGAAUUAGGAAUGUUAGGUUUAUGAAGGAUAUCCAGAAAUAUAACAGCUGCAACAACAACAACGGAUUUUGUGCUUAAAUAAUCAGGUAUGCAAGUAUGAGAAAGAAUCACGAGAAGAAAGCUCAGCCAGAGAGAAAUCAUCUGCAGCCAAGGCAAAAGAGGUCACGUCAGAGCUUACCAAAGCUAAACAAAGCAGUUAUAGGUGCGCUCAGAAACCCACGCCCGUUGUCAGGCGACGUGUACCACGACAGUUUACACCAACAGAGACAGAGUCGAAACAGGUAAAUCUGGGAGGAAAAUGUCAUUUCAGCAAAUGUCACAGGUGAAGUAUUUCACGGUGACAACUGUCUCUUUUGUAGGGCCUGGAACUUAAUAUCGUGAUAAGCCAUUGUUUUACAUCUUUGCGAAUCAGGAAUGUUAGGUUUAUGAGGAGGAAUAUCCAUAAAUAUAACAACUGCAGCAAAAACAACGCAUUUUGUACUUAAAUAAUCAGGUAUGCAAGGAUGAGAAAGAAUCACGAGAAAAAUGCUCAGCAAGAAAGAAAUCAUCUGCAGCCAAGACGGAAGAGGUCACGCCAGAUUUUGAAUGUAAUGUUGCGCCUGUGCAUGAGGAAAAGCUUCGUAUGGGAGCCAAAUCAGAUUCCAGUGGUAGCGAGAUUGGCGACGACUUUGAAUGUUACUCAAAAUCUUGCGACGAGAAAGCAAUGCCCGAUGUCCCCCAAUGGCUAACAGAGAAGUACAAGUUAGUAUUCAUAUCUGCUCUUUUUAUUUUCUUUUACAGUCCGUGAACUUUUGUCUCUGAAUUUCAUUUCUGAGGCCAGUAGGGUAAAGAAUUCACAUGAUACAACAUGUAGCUGUGCACGCUUUCUGGUAAUCAAAACUUACUCCAUUCAGUGAGACAUCAUGAUUAUUAUAUCUAAUGCGUCUCAACGUAUAUUUGUGUGCUGGCCGCACUGCAAUAUACUUGUGAGGUCAAUUUGUCACAAUUGAUUCAAUAUAGAAAACAGUCUCAGAACUUCCGGAGAUUGAAGCAAAAGAAUAUGCGAAUUGGGGAUUGUCUGGUUUUAUAAUUCAAGGUUUCAGCAAACAUGGAAGUGGCUAGCUUUACGGUAGCAGAGUUUUCAAAGCUUAAAGGUUUUGCUAAGUUUUAAAUUCCUUAAAAGGUGAUUUUUGAUGAGCCGUAUAACAUAAACUUACGAGCAAUUUAUCUAAGACCUCAGUGUAGUUGACCAUUAUGAAUUAAUUUUGUGCAGGGAGACAGAAGAAAAACAGGAAAACAUAAAAAUCAUUAAAGGUGACACCACUGUUACAAGCUCGGCACAAAAUAUCAGACUGGAAAAAAAGUUUGGUUCAAAGAACAAGAUGGAAGAAAACGUUUUGAGCGAGGAAGAGUUGGACUGUGACUCUUUCACUGAGUCCAGCAGAUACGAACGGAAAAUGGCUGAGCUGAACGAAAAAUCCAGACAGCUCAAGGCACAGUUUGCGGAGGAAAACAGACAGGCUGUCGAAUCUAUGAACAAGACAAUGCAGGAGAUCAAACAGAGCCAGGCAAGGGAAGAUUGCAUCACAAAUGAGAUUGAGGAGAUACGACGGAGACGGGAUGAAAUAAAAGAAGACUUGAAACGCCUUGAUGAGAUCGGCCAAAGACGAGAGCUCGAGGAUAAAAAAUGGAGAGAAAAAAUGGACAAGAAGAAGAAAAGAGUCGCAAAUAGACUGCAGAAGAUAAGAGCCGAACGACGUAAAUAUCAAGAAGGGACGGCUGAUGAAAAUGACUCAACAGAGGGGUAUGAUCAACCGGAUGAGAAUUCCAGUGAAAGUCCAGAGAGUGAGAAAAGCAAAGAUUUCACCAUAGGAAACGAAACCGUUAUAAACAAAGACGCUGGUAACAAAGUGUUACGUGAGCCUUAUCAGAUCAUAGAGUACAAAAGUGUAAAAGAGCUGGAAAAGAAGCGGAAAGAAGUAAAGCAGUUGAAGAGACUGGAGAAGAAGGCGAUUAAAAGAGAGAAGUUAGAACAAAGAGAGCGUAAGAAGAUCGAAAAAAAGAAGCGAAAAGUUGCUCGCAAACUUGAGAAACUCUCAGCUAAGAGUUCAAAGGUUUCGGAAGAAACUACAGUAGUUGCUAAGUGUACAAAUGAGGCCAUAGAGGCUACGAAUACAACGGCGAAAGAGAAAAAUGAUGAAACCCCGAGAGCAAAUGGAAUUAAACCAUACGUCGACACCUCUUCAGAUAUCGCAGAGUCUAAGCAAGUUCAAGCAACUCACUCUUCUGGAUUAAUUACGGAUGGAGCGGAGGUUGAGAAAUUUGGAGAGACGUUGGCUGAAGUUGAUAGGCUUAUAUUGGGAGAUACAGUCUCUGUGGUCGACGAAACAGCGGACAGCCAACAAAGUAACCCAAAAUAUAGCAAGGAAGAGGUGCCUCGACAGGAUAACUUUGACUGUUUCCCUUAUGAAGUUGAGGGAGACAUGCACGCAGAGGAAAGCAGGUCUCAAGUUUCACAGAGUGCUGAGGAUGAGGACAACGAGAAAAAUGUCCAUGAAUGCGACGCCUUAUCGAGAUAUGAGCAAUCGAUAGCAGCAGUCGUCAACAUAACUGAAUAUUUAAUCCAACAAGAGUUGUCCAAGGCUUUGGAAACAAUUAUCCCUAUCAGUAAAAAAGAGUAUACAUCGCGAUCGGAAGAAAAGAUCUCAGAGGAAGAACCAAAGCUCCACAAACAAAAUGUGGAAAUGGAAUUUGGGAAACUUAAAAGGGAAAAUACCGAGCUCGAAAUGAAGAUUUGCAUCAUAAACGAGGAACUUGAAACGUACCGAAAGAGGAUAGAAACUUUACAGGCUGACCUGGAUGGGAGCAAAGCUGAGGUAAAGCGACUGCAGUCUAAGGAAGAGUACAAAGAAAGAGAGCUGGCAAAUUUACAAAGUUAUUUCCAGAGAAAGGAGCAAAAAUGGGAAGAUGCAAAUGAACUCUUGAAAAAGGUUAUGGUGGAAAGAGAAGAGUUAUGGGAUGAUGUUGAUUACUUGGAGGAAAGCUUGAAAGACAGUCAAGAAAGCAAUGAAACUCUGACAUUUGAGGUCGAUGAGCUGACGAUAAUGAUACAGGAGAUGAAGAGAGAGUACAGGGUGGAUCACAGUCGCUGGGGAUGUGGACACCUACGUGAGGAAGUAGAGUUACUAAAUGGAUCUCUGGAGUUGAAUGAACAGAGAACAGUUUUAUUAAAGAGCCAAGUGGACGCAUUUGAAGCAGAAAGAAAACAGUUAAGGGGCGAUGUUGAUUUCUUGGAGGACAGCUUAAAAAAACGCAAUGAACGCAAUGAAGAUCUGACGUUUGAGGUUGAUGAGCUGAAGAUGAAGAUGCAGGAAAUGAAAAGGGAGAAUACGCAGCUUAGUCGCCAUGGAUGCGGACAUUUACGCGAAGAAGUAGAAUUACUAAACGGAUCCCUGGCAUUGAAGGAGCAGCGAGUAACUCAGUUGGAGAGCCAAGUGGACGCGUUUAAAGAAGAAAGCUGUAGCUUUCAAAAUAUUGCGCAGAGCAUGGAAAGAGAAAUAGAGAUUCUUAAGAAGGAAAAUGUGACAAAGACGACGCAGUUGCAUAAGCUAAAAUGCGAAACAUCAAAGACUAUUAGUGAUCUUAAAGAUGACAUUGUAAAGUUACAACAAGAAAAGUCUGCAUUGUCAUCGGAACUAUCAAAGGAAUCAGAAAAAGGUUACCAGUUGUCUGAGUUAAGAUGUGAAAAAUCGAAAAUUACAGGAGCACUUGAAGAUCACAUAACAAGGUUGAGGAGAGAGAAUCGCACUUUGACUGCAAGACUAUCAAAGGCAUACGAAAAGGAUGACCAGUUGACUGAACUAAGAGAAAAAGUCCAACUUUUAGAGAAUCAGUUAAAAAAUGUAACUGAGGCGGCAACGGUGUCUGUGAACAGCAAAGAGAAGGAAAUGGAGGAAGAUUGGCGCAUCAUAAAGAAGCAAGAUGAAACGAUAAAAAGUUUAAUCGAAGAGAUAAGGCAGGAAAGAUGUGACAAGUACCGCCUCGAACUACAGUCUGAAAGAAUAAGAGAACUUGAAACUCAAUUACAAAGAAUGGAAGACAUGAAAAGAAACACAAUUCACUCAGUGGAUGCCUUAGUGCUUGAGGUGAAACAGGAAAGGUCAGAAAAAGACCUUCUGAGAAAAAGAGCCAUGGAAGCAGAAGAGGUUGGUUCUUAUAGAGAGAAAGAGCUUGAAAAGAGAAUUGAACUUCUUGAGAAUCAUUUACAUGAAAAAGAUGAGAUGACAAACGUCACUCUUGCAUCUCUAAAAAACAACGAAAGUUCACUACAGGAAGCUAAAGCCACUAUCGAUAUGCUCACAGAACAACUGGAACGAGAAAAGUCGGAAAAAGAGGCUCUGAAAAGGGCUGUCGAGGUGCUUGAGUGGAACUCUCAAAACGAAAAAAGAUUGACCGAGGACAUCGAAAGACUUGAGAAGCAAUUGAAAGAGAUGAAUGACCUACGGGAGGAGACUGUUAUAUCUCUUAAAGAGAAAGAAUGGUCAUUGCAGGAGGCUCAUGACGAGAUCAAUGAGUUAACUCAACAAAUAGCACACAAAAAGUCGAACAAAAAGUUUUUCAAGAGGAAGGCUAAGGCUAGAAAGGGUAAAGCUAAUGGACUGAAUCUCAUUAAAAAAGGAACAAAACGAUAUGCACAGGAGAGGGGUUCGUUUAUAGCAGGCGUGGGAAAACGGCUGAAGAACUUGGUACAAAGACCGAGAGGAGUGUCCGCAUCGAGCUUGGUAAUGAAAAAGAAGGAAGGCUAUGCAGAACGAGUGUUAGACAAAUUAAGGGAUGAUUUGAAUGAAAAAGGAGAAGUCAUUCAAGACUUAAGGAGUAAUUUCAAAGACACUGCUGAGGAAUUGUCGUCCAUGCGACGUCAGGUUGAAGAUAUUCAAUGCCAAAAUGCCGAGCUCAUACAGUGUCUUGGAAACAAGGAAGAGGAUCUUCAAAAGACGCAAAGAUACUUAAAAGAAAACGAAGCCAGCCUUGAUGACGCAAAUGAAACCCUGCGUUUGAAAUGCACGCUUCUCAAAACAAUGGAGGCCAAAUUAUGUCUGACGAAGAAAGAGAUUGAAGAAUUGACACAAGUCAACAAAGAGAAAGGCUUAGAGAUAACUCGCAUUGAGACAACCCUUACAGAAGUGAAAAAAGAGUUAGAUAUUGCCGCAUCCAUUAUCGAGAAGCAAAAUGAACGAUGUGCUAACCUUGAAGACGAAUUGAAACGCUUCUCAACUCAACUUGAAAAUAGCAGAGACGAGAACGCAAACCUACACAGAGCACUGUUAGCUGCUACAGCGCGUCUUACAAGGGAGAAGCAUAGGCAGUUCAGCGGGACUGAGUUACCGAAAGAUGGGCACGAAAGGAAGUCCUCUGAGUCAUCAUGUGAGGUGAGAUAUUUCCCUCCUUAAGCGCGAGACGCAAGAGCGAUGAGAGCGAUCUUGAAGCAGGAGACGAUGUACACGAAGAGUACACCAUAAGAUCCAAUUGUCAGCUUUCACUUUCUUUUUGGAAUUAAUUAAUGUGCCGUAAUUUUGACAUGCAUAUUUUCAAGCGUUUAAUUCAUUUUGUUUUCGUAUCAUCCGUAGGAAAGUACCUCUAGCAUCCUGAAAGCCAGGAGACACAUAGAUGCUUACAAAAUAACAUUUUUGGAAGACGAGAGUAAUGUGACAGGCAGUAGUCAGGGAGACACUGAAAAUAAAUGGUCAGUAAUGUACAUUUUUUUUGUUACUAGGAUAUGUAACAAUCAUACCAUUAAUGCAUUUUGGAUAUGAGAUGGUAAAUAGCCAACGAAAUUCGUAGCGCCGAGUUGAGUAUCACUAGUCUCAUAUCCAACAAGUGUCUGAUGAGAUUAUUGUUAAUUAUUCAAUUACAUUAAAUCCCGAACGUUUGGAUAUUUGAAGCUUUAUUCAGCUCUGCGCAAUGCAUUUCCAUGUAAAGUGACUCGGAAUAUGAGCUGAUAACCGGAGUUGAACGAACCAAUCAAAACGUUAGAAAUGCUAUAUUCGGGGUUGAAAAUUUAAUGAUAUGAUAUGGCUUUAGUUAAAGCUGCAACCCUCGUCACAACUGUUGUAGAAUGUAUAAUUUUUGCCGCAUAAAAGAGGCUGAGUAGUGAUAGGAGGGUUGGUGGUGAAUUAAAUCUAGACGAAGGUUUUUUGCUAGUGAAAACAAACCCUUUUGGCCCAAAAUUUUUAUACUAGGUUAUUCUAUGGAAAUUAUAAAAUUUGAAAGAUAGAUCUAGGAUCCACUGAUUACCGGCCGCGUAGUUACCUCUCAUAGCGCAUAAUCUUCUGUGGUAUUUCUAUACUUUCUCGAACUUCCCUCUGUCAUCGGAUAAUUUAGAAAUGAAUACUACCUACUACCUUUAAUUGCAGGUUGUAUACUUCUAGAUUGGACGAACAUCAGUUUGAAACACGGGGAGAUCAACAUUUUAACGGCGCCAGUACUAUCGCUGAGGUUGACCAUACUAUGCAGAACUUCUCAACACACGGAGCACCUAAUUCAGUUUCGACACUUCUGUGUAAUGGUUAAUGUUUUGCAGGAGAAGUUCCGAUGCAACAAAUUGGCAAACUGAGCCAAGUGCGAUGACAUAAGACAUAUUUUUAUCAUUGAAAAUUUUGGAUGCAGUUGAGUUAAUCUUGAAUUUUAUUUUAGAGAGGGUAUCCUUCUUACCUUCAAGAAAGCAUUCGUGCCCUGACGUUAUAUUAAGUGUAAAUACAUUAAAAUACUCUAAAAAGAUGUUCAUUUUUGUUCUGUGUUAGGGAAGGGGACAGUACAUAAUAAGAAAAGGAGCAACCUUCUUAUUACAGCUCACAGGCCCUUAGAAACAAGCCACCCUAAUCAUUCUGUUUAUGAACAUGACAAUUUCGGCAUUGCUGAUUGUAACAGUGUGCGCUUGCAAAAAAUGAACCUAGCAUCUGCUUGGCUUAUCCCGAAGUCUCUGCUGUAGCUCAGUUUUGUAGUAUUGUAGAGGGAUAUAUAAACAUCCGGGUCCUACGGAGGGUGGGGGGCUUAGAAUUUUAUUUGUCCCAUGAUCUUACAAAACGAACAGCACCGCUCAAGUUAAUGAUGUUGAAGCCCAAAAAUAUUCAUGUUCCUUGUUCUAUUAACUUGGAUUUAUUGCCUUUUGAUUAAUCGAGAGAGAAUCAGAUAGCUUAAGAGUGGAAAUCAUGUUCAAGUUUUUAAGUCUGCCUUGGUUGAGAAGUGUUUUGCCACUGUCUAUUUUUUACGCUACUUUCCAUUUUGGUCAAGCAACCAUUACAGAUUUCUAACCCUAUCGCUAAAUCGAGGAGUAUUGGGUCAAGUUCCUUCAAUCUACCAUCUUGCAAAUUUCGGGGAUAUGACAAAACAGCGACGCCCCGGUGAACUGACUCCCCCAAGUAAUUCCUUACUGAUCCCUUCACUGACCCUCUCUUAGAUUCGCUGGUAGUGAUAACGAAAUGAAAACUUGAUACCUUUAUUCUAUUAGAAUUUUUACCAAGUAAUAAAAUGGUUGACCCUUGUUGAAAUUGAGUGUGACCUGGGCACUACUAAUUUACCGGAAAACAUCCGGUUUGUUGUAUUUCUGUGUCAUAAGGUUUUCCAUAGGUGUCUGUCAAAAAUGUACACGCAUGUUUCACAAGAAAAAAAUCUCUUUGUUCGUGGGAGCGGAUGACAAAUUUGAUACUGUCGCAUUUGCCACUCAUUUAUCAUGAAAGAGCUGUAAUAUAUGAAACGAAACGUGUUGAAACGAUCAUCUUCCACUAUCUUUACGAGCGUAGGUUUUCGUUUCUUCGUAAGGGAAAGAUUUCCGUGUCAACCCAUAAUAUUCUAAAACAGAGCCUACGCCAUUUAAGUGACCAGUCAGCAUUCAUUACCUUUGGGGAUGGGGGGUGGGUGGGUGGAGAGGAUUUGGUGGGAUCGCGGGGGGGAACGGAAGAGAGACCAGUAGUUGCCAACAGAUAGUCAACUCCCCAACCGAAAAGAAAAACAGAACAAAACAAAAAAAACUUAAAAGAGUCAAAGGAAAAAAAUAACCCUAAUAACUAGUUUUAAAGUUACGGAUAGUUACACUGAAAUUUUUGUCAUUUUGUCAUUUUUGAAAUUUUUUGUCUAUUCGUCAGUUUUUUUUCUGAAAAUUCGCCAGCACCCACCCUGGAUGGAAAGGACGCUGCGAGUGUAAAGUAUGUUGCCGAAGAAUAGAAUUCAAUGGACCGGCCACAGCUGAACCCAGAACUUUCUGCCCUGAACGGCAGACUGUUCAUUACUGGUAUGAAAUAUCCACUCUCAGCGGGUGAUUAUUGAGCUGAAUUAUUUGCUCGACCAACGACGGUUUUGUACGUGCACAAGGGCAGAUCCUGGAUAGUAAGAUGAAAUCGCAACAUCACUUCAUACCAGGAGAACAUUAACAAAUAGUAAAAAAAACUCAUCUUAAAAAAUAAAGAAGAAAAACCUUUAAUUAAAAAGGAGGGAGGACGAAGAUUAUUUCUCGGGAAAGGUGGUUGUAGAGAAAAUUGCGGAGACAUGUACGUCGAAGCUUUUACUGAGUCGGUGUUAUGGAAGAAUUGAUGAGUAUUUAUUUUUUAUACAUAACUCACCUAAUUUAUACUUAAAAGGCAAGAGUUGACGGCUGUCGCGUCACACCCACACCUAUCUAAUUACCUAAAGUGUACCCCCCCUCCUUUACCUUCACUGAAACAGAAAUAGACAAGCAACAGAUGGUGGCGUGCUUCGGCUCCCAGUUCUUGAGAAUUAUCAGUUUAGCAAUUAUAUUUACGAAUUUCCAAAAGUUUUUAUCUAAAAAGACAUUAAUUUGAGAACUUUAAACAAUUCAGCUUCAGAAUUGUCGACCACCUAUCAGCAAAGAGAUCUAUAUUAGAAAACAUGCUAUUUUUAGGACGAAAAAAAAUUUGCAUUUUAAUUGAAUGUGAGUUGCCUCCUUCAUAAUAAAAAGUCAAAUUUCUGCACAUCGAUACAACGAAAGACAUGAAACGUUUUUAAACCUCCUCGUUGGAGUCAAUUGGAAUCAGCCUACAGAAUUCAGAUUCAAGGUAACACCCAGCAUGGCCUAAGUUUUUACUCAGAUCUCGAGUACAAGAGCUGGAAAUAAUGUAGAAACAAAAUCUGACCGUGAGUGACAUGCAUUCAGUACGCUUCUAGCAAUUUGUCAUUUCGGGUAGUUCGAGGUCCUGAGAGAGUUUCCAAAACAUGUUAUACUGCGGCAAGGAAGCUCGUUAACUUUUCCGUCGUAAGCUUAAAGGAAGAAAACGAUAGAAACACGGGUGAAGCAAAACAGAACAUAGAAAACAAUUGCGUUCUUUUAAUCUAAAUUAAAACAAAAAUAAACAAAUAAAUAAGAAAGACUUUUAAAAGAAUCAAACAUGCGAGAAAAACAAGACAUCAAAAGAACACUUUUUUUUGUUCCUUUUUACUUUUUUUGAGCAUUUCUUUGGAAAUUUUAACUUAGUUUCAGAAGAUUAUUUGGAUUUCGACGUAUUUCACGCGCAUGAAACGCAGAGAACAUCUGUAGGAUUGUUUUUCUUGUUUUUACUCAUGCUCCUUUAUUUAUUAGUUUCCUUUGAAGGUAACUUUGUAUUUUACUCCCAAAAGAGACAGUUUUGGUUAUGUUAGAAAAAGGACUGAAUCGAAAUUGAUAUAUUCGAUCGUUCGUGAAGAAAGAUUACAUCUCGUAACUUUACGGCCAUAUGGCCAAAACGUUUGUAGCUCGAGUAAUUAGUUCGAGCAUAAACAGUUUUAAAUUCAUUUCCAAAUAUUUCAAGGAUUUUAAUAUCUCGUAGCUUCACCGCCAUAUGGCCAAAACGUUUGUAGCUAGUGUAAUUAGUUCGAACAGAAAAGGUUUUAAAUUCAUUUUUUACGAUGUUGGAACAAAGAAUUAACCUUCGUCCCCUAGGUUGUGGAAAAAACUUAUGGCUAGAAAGCAUUAUUGUCUCUUAACACUGUUGAGAAAACUUAUGGCUAGAAAGCAUUAUUAUCUCUUAACAGAUUAAUGCAUUAUAAGUGGCUCUUUAAUGAUCCUGCCUCAAGUUUUCUGUCACUCAGAAGAAGACAGAAAACAGAUGGUCUUUGAUUCAAACGUUUCCUUUUGCGCUUUUUUGUCAACCCCACACGCGUUACAGAUGAAUGAAAUCCCUUUCCUUGAGCCUUUGAGUCUCGAAGUUUACACCGACUUGAAUCAGUUUGUCUGAAGGGGGUAUUCUCUAACUGAUUCAAAUUUUCCUUCUGUGUCCGACAUCACACUUAUGGUAAGCAUGAAUACCAAAUAAGCCCAAAAGCUUAAAAGUCUGUCAUAAAAGUUUGUAUGAUAAUCUGUAUCUGGCUUUCUUAUUUUUAGUCAUGCACCUUUAUUUAUUAGUAUCACCCGACAUCAAGAUUAUGGCCUCUGUGAUGAAUUUUAACGUGCAAGCCGUCGUUCUUUUUUGUUUGCUCAAAUUUUUAUCUACAAUCAGCACAGGUAUUGCAUUUUUGUUGUAACUAAUUAAUUUUUCAAAAAAAUACUCUUUAUUCAAAAUAAAUUCCUUUUAUUCCGAGAAUUUACCUUAGAACUCUUCUAGUUGAUAUUCUUUUUUCAAGAGCGUGUUUCAAACAUCAAAUUAGAUCAUUUUCACAUUAAGUCUAUCUCAACGCCGGCCCUAUUUGGACAUGUUGGUGUAAUUAGUAAUUCCUAGAGGAUAUCAACUCUUUCCAUAUGCAAAUAGUUUUUUUUCCGAUGAAUUAACACAGCUGCUCAUCAUGUGAUUGAAAACAUCCAACACACGUGCGCAUGAUUUGGGAGAACGAAGAAUAAAGUUUCAGUUAUAAAGUUAAAGUUACCCUUAAAAUUUCCCGCUUGAUGUUUUUUUUUUAUGCCUAAUCAGCCUCUACAAAUAUUUACAAGACCACUUCUUUCGGAUCAAAGUUAGUAUCUGAGAAAUUGUGCACCCACUCCUCCCCUAAACCAACAUUGGCAUUAUCAGUUGACUGUCGUUAGCUAGGUAAGGGGAGGGGAGGGUGUGCUGUUACUCAGAUACUGACGUUGGUUUCUGUUUUCCACGGCCCAUGAGUCUUUCACAAGUGUGUUCGACCUAACUCUCAUUCUGUAUUCCUUAUAGACACUAAAAGUCUUGUGAAUAAGCAUCUCAUACCAACAUAUGAAAUAACAUUCUUUAUAAUUGUAUCACUCAAUUUUUUUAGUAAGCCGAGGCAACUGUUUCCCCGGAUGGCACGAAAUCGAUCGGUCCUGCUUUAAGAUCGAUUCAUUUUAUAGAAACGCCUCCAAAGAUAAAGAUCAGGGAUACGACGUCUUAAAUUCAGCACGUGUUAAGUGCCUUGAGACGGGUUCGGACCUCGCUAUACCUCGCAGUCCCUCCCUUCUUGAAAAAUUGAGGGAGAUUAUUGGGACCCAUCCAAAACCACAUCUGCUUGGAGCUCACGACAGUUUUCGCUUGGACUUGAAAUGGUCCAGUGGUGCCCGAGUAAAUCCUGCCAUUUGGGGGCGUGCAAAAUCCAACAUUACUUUUGGGAACUGUGUUACGGCUAGUUUUUCCCCUGACUUGUGUGGGUGGCGGCUGAAGACUACGAAAUGCGAUUCGCUGAGAGGAUUUAUCUGUGAAACUUUAACAGGUACCGAAUUUUCUCGUAUAAGCCGCAGACUUUUCUGGUUUUGAUUUUUCGAAUCAGCUCCUUUAUAAGGAAGGGGUUUUAAUUUUAGGCCAUCCUCUUUGCAACUUUUUAUGUAUCACAUAUCCAUUAUCUUUUGAAAUCUUAUAGCUAAGAACUCUUGCGCAGCGGGUUUUUCCCACAUCGAUGGCCACUGUUACAAGAUUUACCACAGAGCUCGUUCCAAUUGGACGGACGCCUCAAGGAACUGCUUAAGAGGCGGUUAUCGCUUAGCUACGGUUAAUACCAGUGCACAACAUCACAGAUUAUCCAAUCUACUGGGAAAUCUUACUCUGGACCUUGAAAAACGAGAGUUUUACUUGGAUCGAGUUUCGACAGAUCUGGAUUCUUGGACGUGGAUGGAUGGAUCGCGUAUUGAUCCUAAUCUGUGGAAAUCAGGUUAUCCAAAACUGAAUCAGGCGAAAACAUGCGUGCAUCUUGAUGGAGAUGAAGCUGCAAUUAGUAAUCUACCAUGCGACGGGUAUGAUCCUGUUGGUGUUAUAUGUCAAAACCAAGAUGGUAAGUCGAUUUUAGUAAUAUUUUAAAACGACUUAAACGUAAGUCAUUAAAUUCUUGCUGUUUCCAAUGUAAGAAUUAGUGAGUACCAGCAAACUAUGACCGAGUAAAGCGAUAGUUAUUUGAUUGAUUGAUCGGUGAUGGCGAUGGACGAAUGGGGGUAUGGGUAAAAGGUAUUGAAUACUUAUACGUCAUAACCUACCCUAUGUUACGGACGUGAUGAACGGAACUUUUGACAAACGAUGUUAAAUAGCUACUUUUAGAGACCACGACUCGUUUUAGUGGCAAACUUCUCUGUUUUAAGAACUAAAUUAGUCUUCAUUUAUUUCAUAUCUCUGACUUAAAUACUUGUCACUUCAUGUUUUUGUUACCUAUUUUUCCGAAGUCAAUUUUAGUCUUCCUUAUUUUUUCCUCAAAUUACUUACAAAGUCUCCUUAUUUGAGUCAAAAGAAAAUUUGCAGCUCUUAUGACGUUGGUAUGCAAUGGUGUGUAUUGAUAUAAAGUAACUGAUCCCCCCCAUAAAGCUCUGUAAUAUUCUUAUGCCACCCUUCCCCCACCCCCACCCCCCUCAUUGGUGGUUAAUCGGCAGUAAAUGUUCCAUAGUACCCUCCUUAUACUCUGUUGGCGACGACCAACACCCUCUAUUCCCCCCUGAAAACCAUGAGAUCCCCCCCCCCAAAAAAAAAAAUUAUCUGAUAAAUAAUCAUUGGUCCACCACUGUUAACGAACCUUCUUUCAACUCACAAGUCAAUGUAGGCUUCAGAACUGCAGCCAACGCGUCGAGAGGGACACACCAACAAGGCCGUGCUCUCUCCACUAUCAAUAACCUCGCAUCUUGCUUCUCUUCCAAUGAGGUACUUAUGAACUCUUAUUAUCAUAAUUAUACCAUUCGACCCUCAGCAUUAAAAAUUGGAAGACACCAUUUCAGUUCGUUAAGUUAUGACGCUUCCGAUUUUGAGUAAUUAGGUCUGCUAUCAUAUAAACAACACCUACACCUACGCUGUUUGCUGGAUAGCGGAAAGCCGAUGACCAAAUUUCAGAUCUAUAAACUACAACCAAAUGGAUUAGAAAGCUAUUUUCCUCUAGACUUUCGCCGAUAUUUCUUCAAUUGUUCAACUGACGAUUUCGUGGCAAGAUGUGGAGAAAUUGGGUGCACCAGUCAUUUUUCUGUGAUCUAUCACCUAAUGAUCCUUGACACAGCAAUAUUGAUAUUUCCGCUAAGAUUUAUCUCAAUUAAAAAUGAACUUUAUUUCAAUUGUAGGAAUUUAAUCCAUGGAUAAAAAUUUCCCUACUUGGGAAUCUGCAUAUUUACAAAGUAAAGGUCAACGAGAGUCAUUUUCAUACGAGUAGCGAACUGUACCAGGUUCAAGUUUUGACACAUAAUUGGACAGUGUGUUGUCACAGAAAUGAAAAACGUGCGGGAUUAGUGUUUGAUUGUGUUCCCCCUGUGAAGGGCGUGGCCGUCCAAGUGCGCAAAAAGGGGAGCUCUAAACUUACUGCUCGCGAAUUACACAUUUCUGGACUAGGUAAGCCUAAAAACAAUCUCAUAUGAAUCGCGAGAAGCCUUUGAAACAGAUGCUCAGUCGUCCCCUAUAGAUUAAAAUAGAUAAUUAUAUACCAAACCUAUAAAUAGUGCUUUUUGCGUGCUUUUGCGCGCGCUGAUCGGCUAGUUCAGAAGAGAUUAGCGAAUACCAUAUUCACCCACGAGUAGUUGAAGGGACAAAAUCGCUCGUCAAGAUUUUAAUUUCCGACCACUGUUUGCAAUGUUAGUUUUCUGUAUGGUAUAUACUAAAACAAGUACUCAUCUCCAUUUCGGAGAGUAACUGUUAGUUAAAAAUUGAUAAAGUAAUUAUUCAGUGUGAACGGUUUUCGUUUCGCUUCACAGACUCCAAAUCUGAUGGAAAUGGAGUAAUGAGAGAGUUGUGGAAUAUCAGCAAUCUGGAUAACUACGACUUAAACGAAAUAGACGAAGAGACUGUGAGCGGAUGGCAUGUCAUUAAAAGUCUUAACGCACCGUCCGAUCUUGGUUUUGGCUACGGACAGAAAUUAACCACAUAUUUGCAGGUAACCAUUAGUUGAGCAAAAGCAAAAGGAGAGGCACACGAAUGGGCCAUUCACCACUAGGAAGCACUUAAUCGCUCAAUCAUUUGUUUACAGUCUGUUACUGAGUCACCAGUCAGUCAGUCAUCAGUCAUUCAGUCAGACAGACAUUCGGUGAGUGAGUCGGUGAGUCAUUUAGUAAGUGAAAUAGUGAUUCAAUCAUUCAGUCAGUCGGGGAAAAAGUCAGUCCCUGAGUCAUUUGAUGAAUUGGUCAAGCUGUCAGUGAUUCAGUCAGCGAUAGUUGUUGAGUCAGUCGUGAGUAGUUUGUCGGACAGUGAGUCGGUCAGCGAAUCGGUCAGUUUAUCUGUCCGUGUGUCAGUCAGUGUAUCAAUCACUAAAUUAUUCAAUAGUUCAGUUAGUCAGUAGGUCAGUCAUCUGGUAAUUCACGUAAUAAUUCAGUCGUUUAGUGGUUUAAUGGCUGGUAAGUCAGCCUCUCUAUCAAAAAGGUAUUCAAUGAAUAUGUCACUUACCACGAAAUUUAUUUACACUCGUCCGUGUCUAGACAUCACUUUUACGUGAGGUUUAUUAUUUCAAUUUCUUAACAGAUAAAUCGAAGUGGAAACUUUACUUUUUAUAUGACUUGCGCUGAAAGAUGUGAGCUAUGGCUUGUAACAGUGAACGACUUAGACCCGAGCGCAGAUUUAGACAAAAAUAUUCUGGUGCAGUUAAACGAGUCAACUCAAGGCUGGCACAGGUGAAACAGACAACUUCCUAAAAAUUACGUAACACCUAGGGUCCAUAGUUUCAACACCUUACUUUGUGAUCAGAAGUGAUGAAAACAAACCAAUUCGAGACUGCAAAAUUUGAAGGAGUUUCGGCCCUUACUUUUUCUGCCUGAUUUCAUAGAAAUGACCAAACAUAACAAAAAUUGAUAAAUAAAUAAAAACAUCGCCACACCCUUUACCGAGAAAUUUCCUUUCUGUUAACUUCCCCAGGCCGAAUUCGAUAAAUCUGUUGAGAUCAUUUCUGAAUACGGCUGCUUGACAUCAAAAAUAGUUUGCAGUUUGGCUACUGCCUAGUUUGAACAUAAAAGGCUCUCGGAUUAAGCAUCGUACAAGUAAAAGUAAUGUUAUCACAGCAGACUAUCACAAAAACAAGUGGAGCUAAAGAUAAUUCAGAGUAAAGACAUUAAAAUCGAGGAGCAGAAAAACACAAGUAACCAAGCUGUCACUGGUUUGAGAAUUUUAAUGGCUGAUCAGAAAGUAAUUCAACUUUCUUGAAUAAUCACUGAGUGAACAAAGGUUAAGAAAGGCGAAAAAAACAUUUAAAUCCUGGAUUACUUUAAAGAAUCAAUUGAAUAUUAAUUUUAGAGGAAGGGGGACUGAUUUAAGUUUUUAUUUUUCAUUACUUCCUAAUAGCCGGCCAAUCGAUCAAAGUUCUGGUGUCAGGUCUCUCUCUGAGUGCUAUUUUUACAGAAUGGAAGUUUUCAUGACCAACAAUUUUUCCAGUCAUGAUCAUUUGGCUGUCGGAGUGAAGUUUCCCAACGGAACAGAACAAAAACCGAUGUCUGGCAACAACUUGUACUGGUUAAAACCAGGUAUAAACCUUAAAUUUACGUUUUUAACUCUUUUUCGAAAUUCGUAACUCUUGAAUUUAUGAUUUCAGUCUACUUCAGCAAAUCAUCUCGACAGUCAUGAGUACUCUUAGCCUAACAAGUCUCUAAUCAAUUUUUCUUUGAACUUUCUCAGGAGAAACUACUUUAGAAAUACAGCUAAGCGAUCCAAGUGAGGACGCCACUAUAGAAGUUGGUUCUAGCCUCAGCGUCGCUGGUUAGUUAGUUGUUGUUAUUGCAAGCUUAAUCGUUAUAAUUUCCGUUACCAUUAUCGUUAUUGUAAUUGUAAUAAUCUUCAUCAUUAUCGUUGUCGCUACGUCCCCGUCCCCGUCAACGUUUUCUUACUCGUCACCGUCACCGUCACGAUCAUUACUACCGUGACCGUUAUCGUUACCGUUACCGUUAUCUUAAUCGGCACUGUCACAGUCACCGUAACUGCUAUCGUUAUCGUUACUGUUUUCGCUGAUGUUAUUGUUAGUGUCGUCGUCAUCCCGAUCUUCGUCGUUGCCGCUGCUUCUCUCAUGAACAGUGACAUAAAGCAGUCACAACGGUAACGUCAAGGACAUCUUCGAUCGAAAAAGUGAAUUAACAUUUUAUGCGGACUUUCACGAAAGACUCCGUGACAUUCUUCUCUCUAACGGGGCUAGACCUCCAAUUCAUUAUGGCACACGAAAGCAUGGUGAGUUCCAAAUAAAAGCUGGAUUAAUUUUCUGUUUGGGUUACCGUUUCCAGGUAACGGAGACCUAAUUGUUACUUUCACUCAACUGUUUUAUAAAGAGCGGCUAGGAAAUAUACAAAGUUUUCUCAAAAUACACGUGUAAAAAGCUGUUGUUCUCUUUUUCGGAAUUUUUUAGUUUUUUCUUUUCUUGUUACGGUGGCCGUGAUGGUUUGCUUUAAGUCUGCAAGUUUAUUUUUAACCAUACAUUCUCAGGGUGUUCGUCAAAUAAUAGCCUUAUUCUUGUGAGUUAGAAACCUUUAUCAAGCUAAUCAAUGCAUUCUAAUAACUUGUAUUUCCAUUGUUUUUAUACCUAAGGUUCUUACAAAUACUAUUGCCGAGGAGUUUUCUGUCCGAGUUGUAAGCUGGAUCUCGGUUUGCAUUUGCUUAAUAAAACCUUUCCCUUAAAUUCUUCAUUGUCGAUGACGUGCAAAGAAAUAUCAUUCCAAGUUGAGACGGAAGUGGCUGUUAAUCCCGGAGUCUACGUUGUUCUAGUAAGCAAUAGUAUCACUCUCAAAUAAUGAACUUUGAAAUUAGUAACUGUGGAAUUUGAUUAAUGGAGAGAGAAGGGGGGGAGAAAGGGAGAAAGAGAGAGGGGGGGGUAGAGGGAAAGAAAACGGAUAUGUCACCGCACUGGUGGCAGCUUGAUGCUCUAUGCAUUAGUUGAAUUUAACUCUUAUUUGUUAAUCCGGAUUGACAGGCCAACUACUCUCUGGUAGAGCACGGCGGAAAACUGUCACCCAUGCUCAAACCUCUGGCAAAUGUUACUGUUCAAGGUAUGAGAUGAUUUAUAUUGUCAAUCGCAUGAAAAAGUCCUCCUCACCGUCUUCGCUUCAGGGUUAGCUAUCCGCAAUUAAACGCACUUAUGUACCAAGUUAUUUUAAAAGAGGAAAUGAAAAAACAUGAAAAGUGAAGUGGGAAAGGGAAAGAUAAAUGAAGUAGAAAAUGGCGCAAAAUUAAACUGAAUGCUUGCUUCUAAUAAAUCUACCAGAUAAGUACGUUUUUUUGUACGAGAACUUCGGCUUUUACAGAGAAUGGUGAGUACAUUCCCGUGUUAGUGUGAGGCGUGUCGGUUGAAAGGAGCCCUUGAUCCGAUUUGAAUAGUUUUGCGUAGCCUAUGAUACAGAGGACCACUUCAUCACUCUAACUAAUUAAGUUAUGGAUAAUAUUAGGUAACCAUACGUAUGUUACUGUACUGACUGAUUUUUCAUCUCUUGUUCGUUAUCUUUGUCAUAUUUCCCCCUGUCUUAUAGCUGCCGUGUUGCAAAACUGCACCUCACCCACUAACUUUUGCAAGUGGAACACAAGUGCAAUUACAGGGAACAAAUGGAACGGGGGAGGUAUUUCAUCAUCAGAUUUCAAUUCCUUUCAGUCAAAAUGAUUGAAAUCGAGUAGAGAGUUGUAAAGAAGGCAAAAUUUGUUAUUGAAUAAACGCCGACGCUUUUUUGAAAAGAUGAUUAUUAGAAAUGAGGGAAAAAAAUAAAAAAAAUACUGGUGAAGCUAUUUCAUUUUCUCUUAAGUUAUUUGCAGAUAACUUUGAGAAAGGACAGUUGUGGGCAGAUGCGUCUGCAAAGCUCUAUUAGAGGUUGAAUCAAAGCAAAGUUUUGUAUGAUGAAACUUAACUUUAAAGAAAACUUUACCAAGGAAUAAUUUUUAACAAUUGUUUUUUUUUUAACAGUGUUCAGUAUCGGUGGAAAAGAAAUUUGGCUGCAAAGCACUUUAUUACCAUGGAAAGAAGCGUAUUCCAAAGUACCAACAUGUCUCCAAUUCAAAUACAAUACUUCAUCAAGCAACAGCUCCUUUUUUUAUUUAAAAGUAUCUGUGGUACAACCAAACGGGAAGAAAUUUCCAAAGUGGUCGAUAAAAGAUGAGCAAGGAAACAAGUCGACAUUCGCUCAAGUUUCUUGGAAAUCAGAGCAAAACAUCACGGUAAAAAGAAUUCAUUUUUCGCUGAAUAUCAUAAGCUCUUCAAUACUUGAGAAUUGAUUCAUUUAACAAAUUCAGUUUAGGGCGUUAAAAUCUUUUCAUUCCCCAAUACGUGGAUAACGCAGAAGUCUUUAUGAUCUGUUUGAAUACAUAUUCAUGAAACCUGAUAAAGAGAAUUUGUUGAACAAUCACUAGGUUUGUUUAAGGAACAUUCGCUUUAUUUUCAUGACCUCAAUGUCUGAUUAAACAGCGAUACCGUGAGAAGAAAUUAGAUAAUAGUCUCUCUUAGAGGUUAUGGACUUGAGGGCUCAGUAUGUUCGAUCACCUGUAAAAGAUUUACUUAUGAUAAGUCCGACCACACUCUGAGAAAUGCAGAUGAAAAGAUCGGCCGUGCCUGACAAAUUGAAUGUAAAGAAAGAUGUUACUUCAUUUUGUUUCAAUCUCAUCCCAAAAAGCAGAAUCCCCCACGCGAAAUCGAACCUCAGACCGUCAGGAUCUGCGCUCCAGCGCUAUACCACCAAGUCACAGAUAACUCUAUUUAAAAACGAAGCCAUCACUCGGUUUGUGUCGAACAAGCGUCCUCCAUAUUGCUAUGAUCAGCUUGGUCGAAAGCAUCGUGUGAGUAAAUAAUUGUAAGGCUACUUUACAACUUAGAUCUUGCGGUUCAUUUCAAACAUUUUUUUUUAAUUCAUAGAUUCGAUUUGAAGGCAAGACAGGUACAAGGGGACGGAUGACGAUAUAUGAUGUAAUAAUAAAAACAUUGGAGUGCGAGCCACAACCUAUGAAUGCAGCAUUAGGUGGGUAAUGUACAGAGAACAGGACAAUCAUUGAUUCAAUUAAAAUCCUGAAUAUUUGCAGGCAUUAAUCGCAGGUUACCUGUUAGCUUUUUUCUACACUUUUAUGUUUCGGUGAAUGGGGUACAGAGGGGGAUGAAAAAACGAGUGAAGCUAGGUGGAAAAUUAAUUUCACUUUAAAUACAUUCUGCUGUGAAAGGUACGUUAGUUGUAGGCUGUAGUUGAUAGAUAAAGAAAUGAUGAAUUGUCUCAUAAAAAGAAUCCGUUACAACAGAUAAUGAAGAUCGGUCUGCUUCAAGGACAGCGGGCUGAAACGCACCAUUAGCAGCUAACCAAUAUAAACAACAUGCUUCUUGAAGCGACGCGCUCUCGCUAAUAGAACUCAUUGCUAGCGGUGUUGCAGUUGAAAUGUUGCAGCGGAGUAUACAUCAUAUUUUAUUAGGACCAAGUGAAGUUUUGUCCCUUUGGCAUCACUAUUCAUGCAAUCUGUAAAAACAAAAACAACUUUUAACAUCUUUUAGUUCGUUUGCCUCCAAGAUAACAUUCCACCUCGCUAUACUUGUUUUAGGAGGGACGCACUGUAACAAUAAAUUACGACAAGUCAAGUUUUGUAAUGAACGUUUUGACGCUGAAAAACUCUGUGAUGGAACCAAAGACUGUUCAGAUGGUAGUGAUGAGUUAAAGCAUUGCAGUAAGUGCACAUAAUUUUGAAAUGAAGUAGCAAAAAUUACAAAGGUGUGUAUCUUGAUUAACCCCCUGUGUUUGUGGAUGACGUUUAAGACUUGAGUCAAAAUUCCCAAAUCAUCCUUUUUGGUAUCCUUUGGUCUCUUUUCCGUGCCCCUGCAUCACCAAGUUAUUCAUGUGACUUCAACUGUACGCUGGUCAGCUGUCGUGUCCCAUUUCUACCCUAAAACCUGCUACUGUCUUUGCACUUCUUUUUGAUUUUAACUCACAUUGGUUUGUUCCCCUUCUUCUUCAUCCGUAACCAUUGAUGCUCCUUUUUGGAUUCCAUUUUCCUAGUCGCUUCAAACAUUUGUCACGGAGCCAAAGCAAGUUUCAAACUUCCCAACUUUCCCAAGAAAUAG
Pocillopora meandrina is the source of this 21692-nucleotide messenger RNA. NCBI's taxonomy places the organism in Eukaryota, Metazoa, Cnidaria, Anthozoa, Scleractinia, Pocilloporidae. The record is from the annotation of a GenBank genome assembly.